This is a messenger RNA of Fopius arisanus, 1644 nucleotides long. RefSeq names its product Sulfide quinone oxidoreductase (gene Sqor). Gene Ontology annotation, molecular function: FAD binding; sulfide:quinone oxidoreductase activity. NCBI's taxonomy places the organism in Eukaryota, Metazoa, Arthropoda, Insecta, Hymenoptera, Braconidae. Bases 237 to 1589 code for a protein of 450 amino acids. Gene Ontology annotation, cellular component: mitochondrion. The record is from RefSeq and is a predicted model, not a curated record. The transcript is spliced from 8 exons.
GCUGGGAAACUGUCAAGUUUUUUUCCCAAGCGUACAGAAUAAUAACCGCAGGUAACCGCAUAUCAGUGAGAUCAUAUAUAUUGAUGACAAGUGGAUGCAACGAAAAAUAUUAUUUUCGGGACUCCCCGGUGGAGAAUGUUAAUAUUCAGAGGCUUGAUAAUUGGAAAGAUCUAGACAGUCCCAAGUUUUUUUGUUGACCGGCCAACUUCAAGAUCAUUUUGGAGUGACAAAUUUUUAUGGAAUUUUUAAGUGUGAAGUAUUGUCAUAUAAUUAUGAACACCUGUUGCAGCAUCCAUAGAGCGCACAGAAUGGCGAUAUUAUCUGCCAAAGAGAUACACUAUAGUUGCAAAAUUUUAGUGGUUGGCGGUGGAACGGGGGGGUGUACAAUGGCUGCAAAAUUGUCAAGGAAAUUCGACAAGGCCCCAAAUCAUGUGAUUGUUGUAGAACCUAGUGAGAUUCACUACUAUCAGCCAAUGUUCACACUAAUAGGCGGUGGUUUAAAGAAGUUUCAGUCGUCCAGGCGUUUCAUGGGUGAUGUUUUACCCAAAAAAGCUCAAUGGUUGAAGGACAGCGUAACAAUAUUUGAUCCAGAAUCUAAUAAAGUCAUGACUAACAAUGGGGACACGAUACAGUAUGAAAUAAUGAUUGUUGCCAUGGGAUUGCAACUCGACUGGGCCAAGAUUCCUGGACUAGUGGACGCUCUGAACGACCCAGAUUCCCAGGUAUGCUCAAUUUAUGGCCCAGAGACUGUCCAAGGUGUUUUCGACAAAAUAAAAAAGACAACGAAAGGCUCUGCGAUCUUCACAUUUCCAAAUUCACCGGUCAAAUGCCCUGGGGCACCUCAGAAAAUCGCCUAUAUUGCUGAGGAUUUCUGGACAAAAAGAAAUCAUCGCAAGGAUAUGGAAGUUGUCUAUAACACCGCUCUUCCUGUGAUUUUUGGAGUAAAGAAAUACGCGGAUGCCCUAUGGGCUGUGUGUGAACGACGAAACAUCAGGGUGAAUCUUCAGAGCUCAUUGAUCGAGAUAAAUAACUUUAAGAAAGAGGCUAUUUUUAAAAAUUUAAAAAAUCCUGGAGAGAAAAUCACCCAGAAGUACUCUUUUCUACAUGUUUGCCCACCUAUGGGACCCCCAGAUGUGCUCAAGAAUCAUCCAGCAUUGACGAAUGAAGCUGCGUUCUUAGCCAUCGAUGCAAAAACCCUCAAGCACUGUCGGUUUAAUAAUAUUUAUGGAAUUGGAGAUUGUACUACUACUCCGAAUUCUAAGACAAUGGCAGCAAUAGCAUCGCAAGCGAAAAUUGUGGAAAAAAAUAUUUUGAACGAGCUCAAGGGAAAAGCCGUACAAGGAGUGUAUAAUGGAUAUGCCUCCUGUCCCCUCGUUACAGCGCCUGGAAAAUGUAUUCUAGCUGAAUUUGAUUAUAAUCUCCAGCCGUUAGAAACAUUUCCCGUUGAUCAGAAAAAAGAAAUGUGGAUUAUGUAUUUUAUGAAGAAGGAAAUGUUUCCGUUCCUCUAUUGGAAUUUCAUGUUGAAGGGUUACUGGAAUGGACCUGAGUUAAUCAGAAGAAUUCUCAAUGUUUUUAAAAAAUCCUCCUAGUUGUCCUAGAUCCACCCAGUUUGCCACAAAUAAAAUACAGUAAUUAUUUUCACUA